Messenger RNA from Pararge aegeria (speckled wood butterfly), 1477 nucleotides. Its product is annotated as probable low-specificity L-threonine aldolase 2. The record is from RefSeq and is a predicted model, not a curated record. Lineage: Eukaryota; Metazoa; Arthropoda; Insecta; Lepidoptera; Nymphalidae. Gene Ontology annotation, molecular function: L-allo-threonine aldolase activity. Gene Ontology annotation, cellular component: cytosol. The coding region runs from base 195 to 1319 and encodes 374 amino acids. The transcript is spliced from 6 exons. Gene Ontology annotation, biological process: glycine biosynthetic process; L-threonine catabolic process.
AUGAACUACUUUUUAAUUGUUAUGAUGUACGGUCCAAAGGUUAAAGAUCAGUACAUUAAUCAGUGUUAAGAAAAUGAUAUAAGCUAAUAGCUCUGCACACUUAUGUUGACGACUUUCAAUAAGGACAAGUUUACUUUCUGAGUGAAGUACAGGAGUUAAAUUCAGUUGCUAUCGCGUAAUCGUGAGUACAAGACAUGGCUUAUAUCGUAGAUUUGCGUUCAGACACUGUAACGAAGCCCACAGAGUCUAUGAAACAUGCAAUGGUGAACUCAGCGGUCGGUGACGAUGUUUUCGGUGAAGAUCCUACAGUGAACGCCCUGGAGAGCAAAGUGGCCAACCUGUUAGGCAAGCAGGCUGCGCUGUUUGUGCCUAGUGGAACUAUGGCCAACCUUAUUGCUAUUAUGGUGCACUGCAACAAACGAGGCUCAGAAGCAAUUGUUGGGAACUUAGCACAUAUUUAUAAAUAUGAGCAAGGUGGAGCAGCCCACGUAGCCGGCGUAUUGCUAAGCACAGUCCAGAACAAGCCCGACGGAACGUUUGACCUACAAGAGGUUGAGAAUCGAAUCCGAGGCUCGGACAUCCACGAGCCAAUCACGUCAAUGGUGGCUAUCGAGAACACACACAACGUUUGUGGUGGCAAGGUGCUUCCCCUCCAGUGGAUCGAUGAGCUCUCUGAGCUGUGCAAGCGCCACUCCAUCCCCUUGCAUAUGGACGGCGCCCGCCUGCUCAACGCGAGCGCGUACCUCGAGGUGCCUGCCGAGAGAAUCGUCCGCGGCUGUGACAGCGUGGCGCUGUGCUUCAGCAAGGGACUGUCUGCACCGGUUGGCUCGGCCAUCGUCGGCUCGUGUCACUUCAUACAGCAAGCGCGGCGCAUGCGCAAGAUGCUUGGCGGCGGGAUGCGACAGUCGGGCGUGCUGGCGGCCGCCGCGAUUGUCGCGUUGGACGAAAUCGCGCCCAAGCUCGCGCUCGACCACAAGCGGGCUCAGCGGCUGGGGAAGGGGCGAUUGCAAGACACCGGACGACGAGGGCGUAAUCGUGAAGGCGAUCUGCUUCAACGACAAGACGAUCCGCCUGACUCUGCACACCGAGAUAUCCGACAACGACCUCUGGCUCGCCAUUAUGAAGAUCACCUACGUGUUCAAGGAGCUAGAGGCCGCGCAUCCGCUGAUCAGCUAGUACACACAAACACGCGUCACGAAAGUUGGAGCUGCAUGUUUUCCAGUUACCAUUCGACCUCUAUUUACUUGUACGUACCCUUGGUAUGUGAUUUGCAAAUCAAAUUCGUUUUGGACAGAGAUAGAAAACUUUUAUUUUUUUAGAGUAAUAAUUGCCGCACAAAGCAGAUAGCCCACCUGAUGGUAAGUGGAAAACCAUAGCCUAUAAACAGAGCAACACUUCACAUUGCAUGUAAAAAGCACAUGACCUGCAACCAGUGGCGUGCAUAGAGGGUAUGCACAGGGUAUGCAGAUGAUACAAA